Molecule: messenger RNA, 1206 nt
Organism: Pseudomyrmex gracilis
Lineage: Eukaryota; Metazoa; Arthropoda; Insecta; Hymenoptera; Formicidae
Gene: Mp20
Product: muscle-specific protein 20
Exons: 4
Coding region: 19-630 (203 amino acids)
Molecular function (GO): protein binding
Source: RefSeq, a predicted model, not a curated record
GUUGCGUGGUCCUCGCGAAUGUAUAAAAAGCCGCGGGCCAGAAGCCGCGGCACUUCAGUCUUUUCAAAAAUAAGGAUGGCUCUAGAACGUCAAGUGCGCGCUAAGAUUGCGGGGAAACGCAAUCCGGAGCAAGAGAGAGAGGCACAGGAAUGGAUCGAAUCGAUCCUUGGCAAGAAGUUCCCUCCAGGUGAGAUCUUCGAGGAUGUGCUCAAGGACGGCCAGGUUCUGUGCCACCUGAUGAACAAAAUCUCUCCCGGAUCGGUGCCGAAGAUCAAUACUUCCGGUGGACAGUUCAAGAUGAUGGAAAAUAUUAACAUGUUUCAAAAAGCCUUAAAGGAAUACGGAGUGGACGACGUCGACGUCUUUCAGACUGUGGACUUGUGGGAAAAGAAAGACAUUCCGCAAGUAGUAACGACACUGUUCGCACUCGGUCGAACGACGUACAAACAUCCGGAGUGGAAAGGACCUUACCUAGGACCUAAGCCAGCAGAGGAGUGCAAACGCGAAUUUACGGAGGAACAAUUGCGGGCCGGCGAGUCGAUGAUUGGUCUCCAAGCAGGUUCUAACAAGGGCGCGACUCAAUCCGGCCAGAGCAUCGGUGCCACUCGCAAAAUCCUCCUCGGAAAGUAAAUUGAGAAUUCUCUUAACGCAGCUGUUUCCACGUGCUCUCUCUUCCACUUUUUAGAGCUAAACAAAAAAAAUCAUCUUUUUUCUAUGUAUGUACAUAAAAGUAUAUAUAUAUAUAUAUAUAUGUUUGAUUUUACUUUUGUAAUUAAACGAUAAAUUGCGCUGUUAUCUACUUCAGUUUUUUUCUUAUAACGAUAGACGCCGAUAACAAUGUGUAACCAUCGCAUAUAAGGAAACUUUGAACUUUUAUAGAUAAUUAUAAUUAGAGAAUAUAUAUUCUUAUCGCUCGAGUCAACGACCAUACUUGUAGCGAUAAUAAUUGAUUUUUUACAAUUAUAUAAGCAAAAUAUAUACUCUGUCGUUUAUUAAAUCAAUUUGUUUCAUCUUUUCACGUCCAUCGGGAAAUUUCAGUCUCGCAAAAUGUACAACGUCACGGAUGUAUUAUUACCCUAUUAUUGCGUUUUGAAGCAAUAAAAUUGUCUUAUUUAACUUGUUGACGCGACAGGUGCGCCUUUCAAAACGCGCCAAAAAAUAUAAUUGUUAUCCAAAGAUUUCGAAUAAAAGUUCUAUCCAUCCAAA